AGUAUGUUUGAGAACAUUGUUACCUCUUCGAAGAAGCCCAUCACUCAGUCACUCUACGAGAAGGCACAGGAGACGCAGAUGCUCACUGCCAGCUGGCUGAACGGUGGAUACAAGACUGUCCAGUUAGCACGGAGCACUCCCUACGCCUCUGGAUCUAUCAUCCCUGGAAGCAACUACUCAGCCCAGGACAACCACGAUUCUCUCAAGAUCGCUGGAUUGUAAGGAGCUAGAGAGAAGAUGGUAGAUUGUACAUAGUGCUGGGCUUUCUAACCAGCAGGAGAUUCGGCAAGCAUUAAAGCAGUCGUGCUCAACAA
Molecule: messenger RNA, 314 nt
Organism: Guillardia theta CCMP2712
Lineage: Eukaryota; Cryptophyceae; Pyrenomonadales; Geminigeraceae
Exons: 2
Coding region: 4-222 (72 amino acids)
Source: RefSeq, a predicted model, not a curated record